This is a messenger RNA of Asparagus officinalis (garden asparagus), 3569 nucleotides long. Its product is annotated as protein transport protein Sec24-like At3g07100. Gene Ontology annotation, biological process: endoplasmic reticulum to Golgi vesicle-mediated transport; intracellular protein transport; COPII-coated vesicle cargo loading. Gene Ontology annotation, molecular function: SNARE binding; zinc ion binding. Gene Ontology annotation, cellular component: COPII vesicle coat; endoplasmic reticulum exit site. Lineage: Eukaryota; Viridiplantae; Streptophyta; Magnoliopsida; Asparagales; Asparagaceae. The record is from RefSeq and is a predicted model, not a curated record. The transcript is spliced from 13 exons. The coding region runs from base 211 to 3297 and encodes 1028 amino acids.
CUUUGCAAAUAAAUUACAAUUUCUCUCCGCUUCGCCGGUAAAAUUCUCCUCCUCCCUCGCUUCGUCGCUCCUUCGCGGGUUAUCGGAUCCACUCCUCUCUUCCUCCACCAGAUCUCCGAUUCCCCUCUCCUCCGUUCUCGGAUCCGGAUCCGAACCCGACCCGAUCCACACAGAUCAGGCUCUGUAUUGCCUGAAUAAGGUGAAGCAAAUAUGCAGCAGGGGAAUGAAAAGCUGACAAACUUUCCUGGAAAACCUGCUGCAGCCUUCCCAGUUCCUUCGCAGAGUUCUCCUCCUUUUAGACCCUCUGCUCCUCCUGUUGGUUUUAGACCACAAGGUCCUUCUCAAUCGUCCAUGCCAUUCUUGGCAUCUGGACCCUUAGCUGGCCCAGAAUCAUCCGCUUAUAGGUCUCAACCUCCAUCUGUUAAGUUUAAUGGUCCAGCCACCCCUCCACCAUCAUCUUACCCCACACAAAGUUCGAGUAAUUUUCCGCAAUCACAAGUUCCUCCUCGGUUUCCUUCAAGCGGCCAACCUAUGCCUCCUUUACGGGGUCCCCCUCUAGGUCCACCAUCUGUUCCUCCUCCUGGGUAUCUUCAAUCUCAGGCCCAAACUCCCCUGUUUCCAGGAGGUUUUCCUCCCCAAACUGCAAACCAAGUACCUCCUAGAGCUAACGUGGCCCCUCCACCAUCUGAGUCACCAUUUACUGCAACUAGACCACCUAUGCAAGCACCUUUAUAUGGCAACGUUAAUACCGUUCCAGGUGCUAAUGUAUUCCAAUCACAAACUGAUUCACAGUUUUCUCCUCCUAGACCAGUUUCCCAACCACCCGGGCAAGCUUUUCCCACUGCCUCUAUUCCGCCAACGCAACCUCCCUUUCAUGCCUAUCAAGGAGGACUUAUGCAACCGCCUCCACCACCUACUGGAGUUCCUUUCGGUUUUACUCAACAAAUGCAGUACCCUACUACAGGACCUCCUAUAGGAGGUACCAUUCAGGGUCUGGUAGAGGAUUUUCAGUCAUUGUCUGUGGGUUCUGUUCCUGGGGCAGUUGACGCUGGAAUAGAUCCAAAAUCAUUGCCAAGGCCGUUAGAUGGUGAUAGGGAGCCAACCUCCGUUCUUAAAUCAUACCCUUUGAAUUGUCACCCGAGAUUUUUGAGGCUGACUACACAUGCCAUACCUAAUUCCCAGUCGCUGCUUUCUAGGUGGCAUUUACCACUUGGUGCCGUAGUUCAUCCUCUUGCAGAAGUUCCAGAUGGGGAAGAGGUGCCAGUUGUUAACUUUGGAUCAGCAGGUGUUAUUAGAUGUCGGAGAUGUCGAACGUAUGUGAAUCCAUAUGUAACAUUCACAGAGGCAGGAAGGAAAUGGCGCUGCAAUCUUUGUGGUUUGCUUAAUGACGUUCCAGCAGAGUAUCUCUGUGGUUUAGAUGCCAAUGGAAGGAGACAUGAUAUUUAUCAAAGACCUGAGCUUUCUAAGGGAAGUGUGGAAUUUGUUGCUCCAACUGAGUAUAUGGUGCGACCACCUAUGCCACCACUGUACUUUUUCCUUAUUGAUGUUUCAGUAUCUGCUGCUCGAAGUGGUCUGCUUGAGGUUGUAGCUAAAACAAUAAAGUCUUGUCUCGACGAGCUACCUGGCUUCCCCAGGACGCAAAUUGGCUUCUUAACUUUUGACAGCACAUUACAUUUCUAUUGUCUGAAGUCUUCUUUGACACAGCCUCAAAUGAUGGUGGUAGCAGAUUUGGAUGAUAUAUUCUUACCCCUGCCUGAUGAUCUUCUUGUAAAUCUCUCUGAUUCAAGGCAUGUUGUGGAUGCAUUCUUAGAUAGCUUGCCCAGUAUGUUCCAGGGCAAUACAAAUCCAGAAUCUGCCUUUGGUCCUGCUCUGAAGGCCGCAUUCAUGAUUAUGAGCCAACUUGGAGGGAAACUGCUUGUCUUUCAGAGUACUUUGCCUUCUCUUGGCAUUGGUCGCCUAAGGUUGCGUGGUGAUGAUCUCCGUGUCUAUGGAACUGACAAAGAGCACAUAUUGAGGGUCCCUGAAGAUCCGUUUUAUAAGCAAAUGGCUGCUGAAUUUACAAAGAAUCAAAUUGCGGUGGAUAUCUAUGCUUUCAGUGACAAGUACUCUGAUAUAGCUUCUCUAGGUUCUCUUGCCAAAUAUACUGGUGGCCAGGUAUAUUAUUAUCCAUCUUUCCAGGCACCCAUCCAUCAAGAGAAACUUAGACAUGAGUUGGCCAGGGAUAUCACUAGGGAAACAGCUUGGGAAGCUGUGAUGCGCAUUAGAUGCGGAAAAGGUGUGCGUUUUACUACUUACCACGGGCAUUUUAUGCUAAGGUCCACAGACUUAUUAGCCCUUCCUGCUGCGGAUUGUGAUAAAGCCUUUGCAAUGCAGUUAUCUUUGGAAGAGACCUUAAUGACAACCCAAACAGUGUACUUCCAAGUGGCCCUUCUAUAUACUUCCUCCUCAGGUGAAAGACGUAUCAGAGUCCACACAGCAGCUGCACCUGUAGUAGCAGAUCUUGGUGAAAUGUACCGCCAAGCUGAUACUGGGGCCAUUAUCUCAGUCUUGAGCAGGCUUGCAAUUGAGCACUCGUUGUCCCAUAAGCUGGAGGAUUCUCGUCAGCUAAUGCAGUUGAAGAUUGUGAAGAGCCUAAAGGAAUAUCGCAACCUAUAUGUAACGCAACAUCGGUUAGGUGGACGGUUGAUAUUUCCUGAAUCUCUAAAGUUCUUGGUACUAUAUGCAUUAUCUCUUUGCAAAUCUGUAGCACUUCGUGGCGGGUAUGCUGAUGCUCCUCUAGAUGAACGAUGUGCAGCUGGUUAUAGCAUGAUGAUUUUACCCAUAAACAGGGUGCUUAAACUUCUUUACCCAAGCUUGCUUAGAGUCGAUGAGUACCUCAUCAAGGCCUCAGGUGAUUUUGAAGAAACUACAAAACCAUUGCCUUUAACUGCACAAAGUUUAGACCGAGAAGGCUUAUAUAUUUUUGACAACGGAUUCAACUUUGUUAUUUGGUCUGGCAGCAUGCUACCGCAUGAAUUAGUUGAUAAUAUAUUUGGAAAUCUUUUUGCCUUCCCUGAUAUAUCCAAGGCUGCACUUUGCGAAAAUGACAAUGACAUGUCAAGAAAAUUUAUGAAGAUUCUAAACAGAUUAAGACAAAAAGAUCCUUCAACCUAUCAGUUAUGCUACAUAGUAAGACAAGGCGAGCAACCCAGAGAGAGUGCCUUGCUUCUUUCCAAAUUUGUUGAGGAUCAGAGCGCUGGAAUCAGCGGUUACCUCGAGUGGAUUCUACAAAUACAUCGUCAAUCUCAAACUUCUUGAAUUUGAGCAGAGAUUUUAAAAAAAGACUUUACCUUGAAAGAACUUGGUUUCUUUUUGAUAGUUUUAUUUGUAAAAUGUGGUUGAAAUUUUUAAUUGUUUCAUAGUAUUUUUGUCUAUUUUCCCCCUUCUUGUGUAGUGAGUUGAAAUUUUCUUGUUGUAUUCUAAUAAGGAUUGUAGUUGAAUCGUAUACCUGAAUAAUUCUUCAAUAUGUACUUAGAGACUGAGAUUAUUCUUGUCAGGUUUGGUUCAAAUACUUGGGUUUGCUUUGUUCC